Messenger RNA from Dipodomys ordii (Ord's kangaroo rat), 1647 nucleotides. It is a transcript of the gene Umps, whose product is annotated as uridine monophosphate synthetase. Bases 21 to 1463 code for a protein of 480 amino acids. Gene Ontology annotation, molecular function: orotidine-5'-phosphate decarboxylase activity; orotate phosphoribosyltransferase activity. Gene Ontology annotation, biological process: 'de novo' pyrimidine nucleobase biosynthetic process; 'de novo' UMP biosynthetic process. The record is from RefSeq and is a predicted model, not a curated record. The transcript has 6 exons. NCBI's taxonomy places the organism in Eukaryota, Metazoa, Chordata, Mammalia, Rodentia, Heteromyidae.
AGAGCGGAGCGCGCGCGAGGAUGGCGGCCGCGGGCUCGGCUUUGGAUCCCUUGGUGGCCGAUCUGUACGACGUGCAGGCUUUCAAGUUUGGGAACUUCGUGCUGAAGAGCGGGCUCUCCUCUCCCGUCUACAUCGACCUGCGGGGCAUCGUGUCCCGCCCGCGUCUUCUCCGUCAGGUUGCAGAUAUUUUAUUCCAAACUGCCCAGAAUGCAGGGAUCAGUUUUGACACAGUGUGUGGGGUACCUUACACUGCACUGCCACUGGCUACAGUUAUCUGUUCGACCAAUCAAAUUCCAAUGCUCAUUAGAAGGAAGGAAACAAAAGAUUAUGGUACUAAACGUCUUGUAGAAGGAACGAUUAAUCCAGGAGAAACCUGUUUAAUUAUUGAAGACGUUGUCACCAGUGGAUCUAGUGUUUUGGAAACCGUUGAGGUUCUUCAGAAGGAGGGCCUGAAGGUCACUGAUGCCAUCGUACUGUUGGACAGAGAGCAGGGGGGCAAGGACAAGUUGGAGGCACACGGGAUCCGUCUCCACUCAGUGUGUACACUCUCCAAAAUGCUGGAGAUUCUUGAACAGAAGAAAAAAAUUGAUUCUGAGAUGGUUGGGAGAGUGAAGAGAUUCAUUCAGGAGAACGUUUUCUUGGCAGCUAACCAUAAUGGCUUUCUCACUUCUGUAAAGGAAACACCCAAGGAACUAAGCUUUGGUGCACGUGCAGAACUGCCCCGGACCCAUCCUGUUGCCUCAAAGCUUCUGCAGCUUAUGCAAAAGAAAGAGACCAAUCUGUGUCUGUCUGCUGAUGUCUCAGAGGCCACUGAGCUAUUGCAGUUAGCAGAUAGCUUAGGACCCAGCAUCUGCAUGCUCAAAACUCAUGUAGAUAUUUUGGAUGAUUUUAAUCUGGAUGUGAUGAAGGAGUUGACAGCUCUGGCAAAACGUCAUGAGUUCUUAAUAUUUGAAGACCGGAAAUUUGCAGAUAUAGGGAACACAGUAAAAAAACAAUAUGAAGGUGGUGUCUUUAAAAUAGCUUCCUGGGCAGACCUGGUAAAUGCUCACGUGGUUCCAGGUGCAGGGGUUGUGAAAGGCCUGCAGGAAGUUGGACUGCCUUUGCAACGCGGGUGCCUGCUCAUUGCGGAAAUGAGCUCUGCUGGCUCCCUGGCCACUGGCAACUACACUAAAGCAGCGGUUGGAAUGGCUGAAGAGUACUGUGAAUUUGUGGUGGGUUUUAUUUCUGGUUCUCGAGUAAGUAUGAAACCAGAAUUUCUUCAUUUGACCCCAGGAGUUCAGUUACAAGCAGGAGGGGAUCAUCUUGGCCAACAGUAUAACAGUCCACAAGAAGUUAUUGGUAAACGAGGUUCUGAUGUCAUCAUUGUAGGACGGGGAAUACUUUCAGCUGCUAAUCGCAUGGAAGCAGCUGAGAUGUACCGGAAGGCUGCCUGGGAAGCUUAUUUGAAUAGACUUGAGAAUUGAGUGCAUUGGCUACAUUCAUAUAAAUGCACUGAAACUUAGUGGCCUCCUAAAAAUUGCUGUCUUGAAAUGAUUGGCCUUUCCUGCUGCGUGGAAGGGACUUGAGUUAAAUCAUGAACCAGAAAAUAUUGACAAUAGCUUGUAAUCACUGCAUUGAAACUAUAUAACAAGAUCAUUUUAAAGCCUG